Messenger RNA from Contarinia nasturtii (swede midge), 2307 nucleotides. It is a transcript of the gene tank, whose product is annotated as etoposide-induced protein 2.4 homolog. Gene Ontology annotation, cellular component: endoplasmic reticulum. The coding region runs from base 741 to 1883 and encodes 380 amino acids. The transcript has 6 exons. The record is from RefSeq and is a predicted model, not a curated record. Gene Ontology annotation, biological process: macroautophagy. Lineage: Eukaryota; Metazoa; Arthropoda; Insecta; Diptera; Cecidomyiidae.
UCGUCAUCGUGAACAUAACAAAGAAGGUGAAUUGACCGACGUAAAAUCGUGCACGAAACAAGAGUGCGCCUUUGCCAAUACAUAUUUGCUUAGUGUGUGAACGAAGCAAAGGACGAUCGUCUUGUCGACAACGGCGGCGAAGACAACGACAGCUGUUUAUUGUUUAUUAUUAUUAUCAAACGAAUUUUUUUUUUGACUGAUCUGAACAUAUAUAUUAUCAUUUUUUCUCUUCGUCACAAUUAGUGUAUUUGUGAGAGCUGUGUUUCUAUUGUUAAAUAAUUUAUUGCCCUCGCAACAACGUUCAUACAAUUUUGACUGUAGAUUUCGCAUAACAAAAACUUUUUUCGCUUCGAAUUUUUAUAUAUUUUUUUUAAAAAUAAUUUGUUGUGUAUAAAAAAUUUGUAGAUUUUUUAUUUGUUAAGUUCGUGACAUUUGAAGCACUUAUCUCUGUGAAUAUAUUUACGUUACAACUGGUUGUAACGCACAUAGUUGUAGUUCAAUAUACGACUGAUGCAAUAUAUUUAGAAGUAACACGCAUUACGACAAUUUAUGUGACACAUGUAGAGCCACAUCAUAUUUGUACAUAAAAAUACACGACGAGAAAAAAAGAAAAAAAACAAAGUGACGUUUUACACAUUUUCUUUGCACUUUUCAUAAGAAUAAAAGGUUGCAAAGAUAAAAGAAAAUAUCGAUUCGCAUAUCGUUUUCAUAUGAAGUAGAUAAAGAAUUUUUUAUUUUAAAUGGAUCCAUUGAAUAGCGUUCUUAAGGCAUAUUUACGAGGUGUUUGGGAUAGUGUGAAAGGUGUGUCGUUAAUAUUUAUCGUUAUUCGAGACACAUACAGCAGCACAGCACUACAAAAUGACAAACAGAACAGUGAAUUGGAAGAAAGUAGCUCCAGCUCAGGUAGUACACACACUGGCAAACGUAGCAAAAAACAAACACAUGCAAACAAACGUGAACUUAACAAACUCAAAGAGGAAUCCAAUUUAUUGAAGCGAGUUUUUCAGUGUUGUUUAUUGAAUGGCGGUUUUUUUGGCCUUAGCAUUAUAUUUUUCGAAUGUGUUUUAUUGCCAAUCAUUCGGGUAUUUCUCAGUUGGAUGUUUACACAAAAUCCCGGCAACGGUGCUAUCAUCGGCAACUACAUUGUUACAUUUCUAUCGAUUUUGUUUGGCAUGAUUUGGGUCAUGCCGUUAUUCAUCUUAAGUAAAAUCGUGAAUAGUUUAUGGUUUCAGGAUAUUGCCGAUUCAGCGUACAAAUUUCGCAAAGGUCAACCGCAAUUGUUUGUCAGUUUUAGUGUUAUCAUAGCUGAUACGCUUUUUUCGUUACUCGUACAAACGUUGUUCCUAAUCCAGAGUAUGGUCGUAAAUGUUUUACCAUUUAAUUAUUUCGGUAUCAUAACAAAUGUUCACUUAUGUUUGCUGUAUUCGUUGUAUUCGUUUGAAUACAAAUGGUGCAAUAUGGGAUGGGAACUGCAUAAGCGUUUAACAUAUAUUGAAAAUAAUUGGCCGUAUUUUCUUGGCUUUGGCACCAUUAUGACGAUUUUAACUCAACUAACGUCAUCGAUAACUAUUAGUGGAUGUAUUUUCGCUGUACUUUUCCCAUUCAGUAUAUUGAGCGCCAACGAAGCCACACCAGUCACAAAUGCAAUUAAUUAUCAGCUGAAAUUCUUCAGUUUAGUCGUAGCCAUAUCGAAUGCUCUCUUUAAUAAGACAAUUCGGCCGUCAAUUGUGCCAAUGUCAAAGGCUGCAAAGGAUGCAGCAAUUACAGCGGCCAACGCAAAUGACAUAUUUCGUACGAUAAGACAACAAACACCGCCCGUAAAUGUAUCACAAAGUCGGAAUCAGUCAUUGCAUCAAUCGGGUUCCCAUCGUCAGUACAGAUAAAAAUGACGAAAAAAUACACAAACUCACAAUACAAUAUUAUCUAUCUAAUAAUAUGCGUCUCAUAUAUUGACAAAAUUGCCUUUUUUCACAUCGUUUUGAAGAUGAAUUUUUUUUAUGUAACGAACAUUUUCUUAGUUCUUGCUUUGAUCAUAUGAACAAAUUUAAAUCAGUAAAAGUUGAAAAUAUUUUCCACUUUUGUACCAAAUAAGGGAAAAAAACCUACAUAAAAUAUGUUGCACGGUCAACAGGUAGGAAAUGAAAAACAAUUGAAACCGGUUGUAAGAUUUAAUUUAGAUAAUUAAAAGAAUGGACAUGAUGCUUUUUUAUUAUGCAAAUUAUGGCUUACAAUGACUUUAAUAUAUAAUAACUAAUAUAAAACAAAACAAAAAAUAUUUAUUGACCCCUUUUUUUCUAAAUGAAAAGA